Messenger RNA from Humulus lupulus (European hop), 1051 nucleotides. RefSeq names its product cyclic nucleotide-gated ion channel 1-like. NCBI's taxonomy places the organism in Eukaryota, Viridiplantae, Streptophyta, Magnoliopsida, Rosales, Cannabaceae. The record is from RefSeq and is a predicted model, not a curated record. The transcript has 3 exons. Bases 1 to 897 code for a protein of 298 amino acids.
AUGAAGCAAUUAGAAAUAGAUUAUUUUCUAUCAAACCAUGACAAUAUUUCAAAGUCUAAGAAGAAAGUCAUCAAGAGAUACCUAAGUGGAAUAAUUAGAGAAGACAAAGAUUUAGAUAUCAAACCCCUGUUUUCUCUACUAGAAGAGCAUGUUGAUCACAAUAAUGAGACAUUUGCAGCUUGGGUAAACAAAAUGAUGAACAAGAAAAAAUGUGAGAGGAACGCCGCCAGUGAACAAAUGGCAUAUUUGUGGAUGUCAAAAAAUGAAAUUCCUAAAAAUAUAAAGAAAAAGAUUAAGAAAUACAUACAAUUGAGAUUGCAAGAUGGAAAGGAUGUGGAUAUCAACCACAUUUUGCAUAUUCUUCCUCCAUCAGAUGUAGUGCUUAUUAAGAAACACAUGUUCCACUAUUUCAAACACAAGGACGAAGUUGUUUACGACACAAUCUGCAAUUAUUUGAAGCCAGUCACAUAUUCAGAGAACAGUUAUAUCAUUCGAAAAGGAGAGCCACUUGAUAUGAUGCUCUUCAUAACACAAGGUGUUGUGUGGACCUUUGGAAAUACUACUAGUCCUAUGAGUCGCCUUCAAAAAGGUGAAUUCUAUGGCAAUGAGCUCAUAGAAUGGAGAUUAAAAUCAACAUCAUAUGAUGAGUUUCCUAUCUCACUUGUUAAUGUUAAAACCCACAACAAUGUUGAAGCCCUUGCUCUUAUGGCCAUUAACUUGGAACGUGUGCUCUCCAAAUGUUGGUACAUGUUUUCUCGCACCUACUCAUCUAUGCCUGAGAGCUUGAAGCCUUUUGCAAUUGAUUUUCUACAACAACUAAUGUUGCGUUGGGCUCAAAGGAGAAGGAAAAAAAUUAAGUCACGUCAGUCCGGAGAGAUAUCAGUAGACAUGUACUGAGAUAAAGUUACUAUAUAGUGUGCGUACAACUUUGAUGAUAUAGUUUGUAACUUUUCUGUUUUUAACGUUAUUAAAUCAACUUAUAGUAAUAGUUGUACUAAAGUUUGGUUUGGUUGUUCUUUGUCAAUUGUUUGUAACAAUGUUUAUUAAUCAA